CGGUGGUGGGAAAGUGAACGAGGCCAGAGUCAAAGCGGCGCAUUCUGAGGCAGGUGGGGUCCCUGUGGAAGAGGGAAGGCAGGCGACCGCAUAGUUCCUGACUCCGGAGGCCGGCGGAUCAGCAAUUGCAGAAGCAGACAGCAGCAGAGAAGGGAUGGUGCGGGGAGGCGCCGAGGAGGCGCAGUCCGCCCCUCUCAGGGUUAGUGAAUGAGGCUCUCUGCCCGGGCCGGCCCGGGGACUGUGCGCUGCGGUUCCCAGCAUGAGUGCGGGCCCCGGCUGUGAGCCCUGCACCAAGCGACCCCGCUGGGGCGCCGUUGCAACUUCUCCGCCGGCUGCAUCGGACUCCCGGAGCUUCCCUGGCAGGCAGACACGCGUCCUCGACCCCAAGAACGCUCCCGUGCAGUUCAGGGUCCCGCGGUCCUCGCCAGACUGCUUCCCGGGGCGGGCGGGACCGCACAGAGGCAGCGCCACCUCUCUUGUUUUCAAACAAAAGACUAUUACCAGUUGGAUGGACACUGAAGGAAUCAAGACAGCUGAAUCAGAUAGUUUGCAUAGUAAAGAAAACAACAAUACAAGAAUAGAAUCCACGAUGAGUUCUGUACAAAAAGAUAACUUUUACCAACAGAAUGUGGAAAAAUUAGAAAAUGUUUCUCAGCUAAGUCUUGAUAAAUCACCCAUUGAAAAAAGUACACAGUAUUUGAGCCAGCGUCAGACUGCAACUAUGUGUAAGUGGCAAAAUGAAGGGAAACAUAUGGAGCAGCUUUUGGAAGGUGAGCCUCCGACAGUAACUCUGGUACCAGAGCAGUUCAGUAAUGCCAACAUUGAUCAGUCACCCCAAAAUAAUGAUCACACUGACACAGAUAGUGAAGAAAAUAGAGAUAAUCAACAAUUUCUGACACCCGUAAAGCUUGCAAAUGCAAAGCAGCCUAUGGAAGGUGAACAGGCCAGAGAAGCUAGAAGUCACCAGAAAUGCAGCAAGUCUUGUCACCCUGUGGAAGACUGUGCAGGUUGUCAGCAGGAAGAGAUAGGUGUGGUACAAGAGAGUCCAUUGUCAGACAUUGGCUCUGAGGAUAUUGGUACUGGACCAAAAAAUGACAACAAAUUGAGUAGACAAGAAAGUAGCCUAGGAACUUCUCCUCCAUUUGAGAAGGAAAGUGAACCUGAGUCACCAAUGGAUGUAGACAAUUCCAAAAAUAGUUGUCAAGACUCAGAAGCAGAUGAAGAGACAAGUCCAGGUUUUGAUGAACAAGAAGAUGGCAGUUCCUCCCAAACAGCAAAUAAACCUUCAAGGUUACAAGCAAGAGAAGCUGACACUGAAUUUAGGAAACGGUACUCUACUAAGGGAGGUGAAAUUAGGUUACAUUUCCAGUUUGAAGGAGGAGAAAGUCGUACUGGAAUGAAUGAUUUAAAUGCCAAACUGCCUGGAAAUACUUGUAGCCUGAAUGUAGAAUGCCGAAAUUCCAAGCAACAUGGAAAAAAGGAUUCUAAAAUCACAGAUCAUUUCAUGAGAAUACCUAAAGCAGAGGACAAAAGAAAAGAACAAUGUGAAAUCAGACAUCAAAGAAUAGAAAGGAAGAUCCCUAAAUACGUUCCACCUCACCUUUCUCCAGAUAAGAAGUGGCUUGGAACUCCUAUUGAGGAGAUGAGAAGAAUGCCUUGGUGUGGGAUCCGGCUACCUCUCUUGCGACCAUCUGCCAAUCACACAGUAACUAUUCGGGUAGAUCUUUUGCGAGCAGGAGAAGUACCUAAACCUUUUCCAACACAUUAUAAAGAUUUGUGGGAUAACAAGCAUGUUAAAAUGCCUUGUUCAGAACAAAACUUGUAUCCUGUGGAAGAUGAGAAUGGUGAACGAACGGCAGGCAGUCGUUGGGAGCUCAUUCAGACUGCACUUCUCAACAAAUUCACACGACCUCAAAACCUGAAGGAUGCUAUUCUGAAAUACAAUGUAGCAUAUUCUAAGAAAUGGGACUUUACAGCUUUGGUUGAUUUCUGGGAUAAGGUACUUGAAGAAGCAGAAGCUCAACAUUUAUAUCAGUCCAUUUUGCCUGAUAUGGUGAAAAUUGCACUCUGUCUGCCAAAUAUUUGCACCCAGCCAAUACCGCUUCUGAAACAGAAGAUGAAUCAUUCCAUCACAAUGUCACAGGAACAGAUUGCCAGUCUUUUAGCUAAUGCUUUCUUCUGCACAUUUCCACGACGAAAUGCCAAGAUGAAAUCAGAGUAUUCUAGUUACCCAGACAUAAACUUCAAUCGGUUGUUUGAAGGACGUUCAUCAAGAAAACCAGAGAAGCUUAAAACACUCUUCUGCUACUUUAGAAGAGUCACAGAGAAAAAACCUACUGGGUUGGUGACAUUUACAAGACAGAGUCUUGAAGAUUUUCCAGAGUGGGAAAGAUGUGAAAAACCCCUGACGAGAUUGCAUGUCACUUACGAAGGUACCAUAGAAGGAAAUGGCCGAGGCAUGCUACAGGUGGAUUUUGCAAAUCGUUUUGUUGGAGGUGGUGUAACCAGUGCAGGACUUGUGCAAGAAGAAAUCCGCUUUUUAAUCAAUCCUGAGUUGAUUGUUUCACGGCUCUUCACUGAGGUGCUGGAUCACAAUGAAUGUCUUAUUAUCACAGGUACUGAACAGUACAGUGAAUACACAGGCUAUGCUGAGACAUAUCGUUGGGCCCGGAGUCAUGAAGAUGGGAGUGAAAGGGAUGACUGGCAGCGGCGCUGCACUGAGAUCGUUGCCAUUGACGCACUUCACUUCAGACGCUACCUCGAUCAGUUCGUGCCUGAGAAAAUGAGACGCGAGCUUAACAAGGCUUACUGUGGAUUUCUCCGUCCUGGAGUUUCUUCAGAGAAUCUUUCUGCAGUGGCCACAGGAAACUGGGGCUGUGGUGCCUUUGGGGGUGAUGCUAGAUUAAAAGCCUUAAUACAGAUACUGGCAGCUGCUGCAGCUGAGCGAGAUGUGGUUUAUUUUACCUUUGGGGACUCAGAAUUGAUGAGAGAUAUUUACAGCAUGCACACUUUCCUUACUGAAAGGAAACUGACUGUUGGAGAAGUGUAUAAGCUGUUGCUACGAUAUUACAAUGAAGAAUGCAGAAACUGUUCCACCCCCGGACCAGACAUCAGGCUUUAUCCAUUCAUAUACCACGCUGUUGAGUGCUGUGCAGAGACUGCCGACCAGCCAGAGCAGAGGACAGGGACCUGAGGAGCUAAACGAAUAGAACCUCCUCCCACC
Molecule: messenger RNA, 3223 nt
Organism: Galeopterus variegatus (Sunda flying lemur)
Lineage: Eukaryota; Metazoa; Chordata; Mammalia; Dermoptera; Cynocephalidae
Gene: PARG
Product: poly (ADP-ribose) glycohydrolase
Exons: 18
Coding region: 260-3193 (977 amino acids)
Biological process (GO): carbohydrate metabolic process; nucleotide-sugar metabolic process; ATP generation from poly-ADP-D-ribose
Cellular component (GO): nucleus; cytoplasm
Molecular function (GO): poly(ADP-ribose) glycohydrolase activity
Source: RefSeq, a predicted model, not a curated record